Messenger RNA from Mercurialis annua (annual mercury), 1998 nucleotides. RefSeq names its product probable LRR receptor-like serine/threonine-protein kinase RKF3. The transcript has 2 exons. Gene Ontology annotation, biological process: protein phosphorylation. Lineage: Eukaryota; Viridiplantae; Streptophyta; Magnoliopsida; Malpighiales; Euphorbiaceae. The record is from RefSeq and is a predicted model, not a curated record. Bases 1 to 1998 code for a protein of 665 amino acids. Gene Ontology annotation, molecular function: protein kinase activity; ATP binding.
AUGGUUGAUAAUAUUAUCAGUGACGAGUGGUCGGUCGCUGCAGCUACCGGUGCUGAGUCGCCGGUCUUCCCCGCUGCCGGUGAUGAGUCGCCGGUCUUCCCCGCUGCCGGAGAUGAGUCGCUGGUCUCCGUUCCAGUCGGCGAACACCCCACUAUUGCUACUGUUGGUGAUGAACACAAAGCAUCUCUUUGUCAGAAUAUUACUUCAAACAAAACCCUAACUGAACCUUCUUCAUCAUGUCCGUUAAAUUUCGACGUUCUCUACGAUCUUGCCAUGGAGGCUCCUCCACGGCUAGCCCUCGUCGACGUGCCGAGUCAAUGUCAGUACAUGCAGAAAGGAAUUCUGUUUGUCCGAUCAGAAUAUCUCAGAAUUCACCGAUCUUUUGUUCCUCCGGUCGAUACGAGUCAUUCUUGCUGGGAGUUAUAUCGCAGUUUAGUCGCAGAGUUUCUGCACAAUUUCGAUGUUCAGGCAACUUGUGGGUAUCAUCCUGAAUGGGUUUCGGAGACUUUCAGGAAUAUUACGAGACGGGAGGAGUUCGAGAAAUUAUUUCCUGUGUCGGAAAUGAAUGAAAUGAGGGUUUCUUGUAAUAAAUCUUUGGGGAUUGAGUCUGUUUGUCAAUCUUGUAUUCAUAAACUGUUUAUUCUUGAGAAGAAUUACCUUAAGAAUCGGAAAUUUGAUAAUGUUUCAGAUCCUGCAGAUUAUCUGUUUAUGUAUGCAGCUGCUUUUAGCAGUGAACUCGGGCCGAGUGAUCCGGCAAUUGCGAAAUGCUUGUUUACGCUCGAGUUUUCGAGUCCGGUCCCCUCCGAUAAGAAGCAUAAGCCUGUAGUUUCUGGUGUUAUCUUAGGUUGCAUAAUUGGUGUGUUAGGAGCUUCUGUUUCUGUUUGGUUGUUUUGGGUUCUGCAUAAGAAAUUUGGGAGACAAAAGAAGAAUUUUCCUGCUCUUAAGGAUGAGACUAGUUGGGAUUUUGGAUUCGGACUGCACAGAAGGAGUGCUAGUCUAGUGAAAUUCAGAAUUGAUGAAAUCAGAACCGCGACGAUGAAUUUCUCCCGGAAUUUUAUAAUCGGAAAAGGCGGAUUUGGCAAUGUUUACAAGGGGGUUUUGCCGGACGGCUCAGAAGUUGCGUUUAAACGAUUUAAAAACUGUUCUGCUUCAGGAGAUGCAACUUUUGCACAUGAGGUUAAAAUAAUUGCAAGUGUCAGGCAUGUCAAUCUUGUCGCAUUACGAGGCUAUUGUACCGCAACAGUUAACUUGGAAGGUCAUCAACGAAUUAUUGUCUGCGAUUUAAUGCGUAACGGAAGCCUUUAUGAUCAUUUGUUCGGAUCACCAGGAAAGCUCAGCUGGCCAAUUCGUCGAAAGAUAGCUCUCGGAACAGCUCGAGGAUUGGCUUAUUUACAUUACGGAAUCCAUCCUGCAAUCAUUCACCGAGAUAUAAAAGCGAGUAACAUUCUUCUCGACGAAACAUUCGAGCCAAAAGUAGCGGAUUUCGGCCUGGCGAAGUUUAAUUCACAAGGAAUGACACAUUUGAGCACCAGGGUAGCAGGAACUCUCGGAUAUGUUGCUCCAGAAUACGCGUUAUAUGGAAAAUUAACUGAAAAAAGCGACGUUUACAGCUUCGGAGUCGUACUUCUCGAGCUUCUGAGCGGAAAAAAAGCAUAUGAAAACGACGGGGAGGAAGUUUCUUUAUUGACAGAUCGGGUUUGGUCGCUAGUGAAAGAAGGAAGAGCAAUAGAUGUUAUUGAAAAUGAUAUGCUAGAAAUGGAAUCUCCAGAAAUGAUGGAGCAAUAUGUUCAUAUAGCUGUGAUUUGUGCUCAUCCGUUACUACAGGCUAGGCCGACAAUGUAUCAGAUUGUGAAGAUUUUGGAAACAAAUCUGCAGCUAGUUCCCUCAACUCUGGGAGAUUAUUUCACUUCAGGUUACAUGUCGGGUUCUUCGAUCACAAGCGAUGAACAGAAUUCGGAUAGAAACACAGAGGAAAGCUUAAAAGUGACAAUUGUUUGA